Messenger RNA from Cladocopium goreaui, 900 nucleotides. NCBI's taxonomy places the organism in Eukaryota, Dinophyceae, Suessiales, Symbiodiniaceae. The record is from the annotation of a GenBank genome assembly.
AUGCUCAACUAUGUGCAGGCGAAGCUUCACCUUGCGGCCAAAUCCAGGCUCAACCGCUGGGUGAAACCUCAUGCGCGUGCAAAGCACUUGGACGCACCGGAGUGGUUGGUCAAGGAAUGGCGUGAAGGAAACAAAGCUGACAUCGCAGCGCUGCUAGCGCACCACAAUUUCAACAAGGAGACUUUCCUCUCGAAAUUGCUGAUAUCGGUGAAGAAACAGCAGAAAAUCGAGUUGACCAAAGAGCAGGGCUGGUACUCUGAGAGCGAGCUGUCCGAGUUGGGGUGGAGUCAGAACCGCAUUCGGGGAGCGAAAGAGAAGUGCCAAGCCCUUGGAUCAGCGUUCUUUAGGAAGAAUCAAUACGAUGGCCUUGACGAGUUUUGGGUGACGGUCAAAGAAAAGGGCAAGAAGGUUGAAUCCAUGACCUACGAAGAGCUUCACACAAAGGAAGCUGAGGCCAAAGAAGAUCCUACUUUCAACAUGGGGGAUGAGAAGUUCGGCAUGAUCGACGCUCAAGCAGCUAGGACUGAUGCGGCCCGCAAAGCUGGUGAUGCCAACCCGAAGCAGCAUUCGACCUGGCAGUCCAAAGAAGCCUUGAAGAAGGUGAUGGAUGCGUUGAUUUCCAGAACUGGAAAACUGAGACAAUUGGUCAGGGAACUGGAGUCGAAGUAUGAUGAUCCAGCGGCAGCAGCGUGCAUCAACUCCUUGAAAUCGCAGGUGGCCAAGGUUGACGGUGCUUUUGACAAGUGCAGCACUGCGUGGUGUACCGGUGAAGCCGAGGGGUUUUUCACAGACAAGCUUCUCAUUUUAAUUUCAAUUGUAAUGGACGUCCAAAGAAAAACGAAAACGGACCAUUGUUUUGAUUUCGUCGAUCAUGCACGUGUGACAUGCGCAUACUACUAG